This is a messenger RNA of Bombus huntii, 2638 nucleotides long. RefSeq names its product mucin-5AC-like. NCBI's taxonomy places the organism in Eukaryota, Metazoa, Arthropoda, Insecta, Hymenoptera, Apidae. Gene Ontology annotation, molecular function: mRNA binding; RNA endonuclease activity. The record is from RefSeq and is a predicted model, not a curated record. Bases 638 to 2584 code for a protein of 648 amino acids. The transcript is spliced from 8 exons. Gene Ontology annotation, cellular component: nucleus; cytoplasmic ribonucleoprotein granule.
UUGACUUUUUUCUUGGAUUUUCCUAAUUUUGAAUCUUCUAAGGCACGUAAAGAGUAAAGCGACAAGCUUAUAUUAUUGUAGCCAUAUUGACAUUAACAAUCAGUAAUGACGCAUUGCCGCUCAAUUGUUGUAUAGCCUAUUUCACAUCUAUUUCAUACAAAUCUAAAAGUUUUAUUUAUUUUGUGUUUAUUUCUCUAUCACUUACUUUGUGUAUAUAUUUCGUGUUAGAUAUUCACAGAUUAAUGGAAGAUAAACAAUAUAUGAUAUAAUGAAAAUAUCAUUUCAAUUUUUCGGUGAGGUUAAAUUUAAUACAGUAGUACGAUGUAAAGAAAUAUAUUAGUUUUAGUUAUUAAAAUAAUCAAGGAAAUAAAAUAAUAUUUAUCGUAAAGGUUAGAUUGUAAAAGAGUUCAAAUAAAAAUUAAUGACGGAAAGAUACAAACAUUUAAUUGUCAAAAAUGUACAAGAUUUGUGAACGUCAUAAGAGAAUUUAAGUGGUAUUGGUGAUUCAUAUAAUUUUACGAUAUUAUUGAUAACCAAAAUACGAAUAUUUACAAGUAUUGAUUCAUUUUAUACUUAAUAUUCAAUAUCUUAUUUAUGUUAAUUUAAUAAGGUGAAAUAUUAAAAAAAUGAUUUAAAAAUGAGCACUUUAAACAACUCUGUUAUAAUUUGUUACGAAAAUUCAAAACCAAGGAAAGAAAAAGUAUCUUCAAAAAAAAAAAAAGUACAAAAACAUGUAAAACGAACAUUCUAUGAAAGUCCACUGAGACAUAUCCAAUUAAGUAACAAAAGAUGGGCACAAGCACAAAAACGACUAUCAUGUAAUACUAACCAAGUCUUUAACAAAAGAAAAGAUUCUUUUUGCUUUGCAAAAGAGUCUUUACAAGAUAGCGUUAUUAUUUUAAGCGAUAAUGAAAAUGAAUUAAAUAAUAAAGAUGAUGAAAGUAAACAAGAACUACAAACAAGAAAGAGAUUCUUAGAUUUGUCAAUAAAUGGUGAAGGAAAUCCUCAAUGUAAUUCAAAUGAAACAUUAAGUCAAACGAAAACUGCAGUAGAAGGACCUCCAAGGAAGAAAAGGAAAAAGAACAUUGUUGCAUUAUCAGAAAAUAAUUCAACUUGUCCUUCAGUAUCUAAUACAAUUAUCGAUUUAGAUGAUGAAAACAUAGCUUUGGUAUCAGAUUCUAUAAAUCAAAGUUUAGAUGAUAUUGUUGUGGUAUGGUCAUCAACAAAAACUAUUCCAUCAUCUGGAGAAACUAUUCCAUCAUCUGUAGAAACUGUUCCAUCAUCUGUAGAAACUGUUCCACCAUCUGCAGAAACUGUUGCACCCUCUACAGAAACUGUUCCACAAUCUGUAAAAAUUCCUGUGCCAAGUGCAAAAACUCCUCCACUAUCUGUAAAAACUCCAACAUGUGCAAAAGUUCCUCCACAAUCUGUGAAAAGUUCACCAUGUGCAAAAACUUCUCUACUCUCCAUAGAAACUUUUGUACCAUCUGUAAAUCAAUCAGAAGAAGAACCUAUAGAUCGAAAGAAGAAUGACAGAAUUUUUAUGAUAGAUACUACACCAAAUAAAAACAAUCUUAGUUGCUUACAAUCCAAUGAAGAUAUAUUGCAACAACAUGAAACAAAUACUGAAAAGGAUGCAAAAAACAAAAAAGUAGAAGAAGAAGAAAGUGUGAUAACUUGUUUACCUUUCAGCAAACGUAGAUUGAAAUUUCCUAAACCUCAUAAUAUAAGCAAGAACAUUAUAAUGAUAAAACCAAAGACAACUCAAAGAUUAAGAAAUUUCAAACGACCAGUAACAAACUAUACUACAUCUACAUUUACAUCUACUACAUCUACUAUGUCCACUACAUUUAAUACAUCUGCUACAUCUACUAUAUCCACUACAUUUAAUACAUCUAUUAUACCUACUAUAUCCACUAUUUAUACAUCUACUAUUGAUACAUCUACUAUACCUACUAUCUCUAGUACAAGUACAUUACCACUUGUAUAUAAUAUGCCAGUCGCAUAUAACUAUCCUAAUUUAUAUGAUUUUUCUAAUCCUGGAUUUCAAACUACUUUUGAGCCUAGCUUUAUAUCAUAUCCCCAAUUAUCUACAACUGGAUCAUCUGUACCUCAACCACUUAAUAGCUUACGGGAGAUAGUUAUUGACGGCAACAAUAUAGCUAUGGCGUAUCGUAAACAUAAAAUAUUUGCGGAGGAAGGAAUCAAGAUAGUCGUAGAGUAUUUCCAAAAGAGGGGUCAUUCUGUUAAAGUAUUUGUACCUCAUUAUAGAAGAUCAUUAAACCACCCAUUACUUGAAAAGUUAUACACAGAUGGAAUAGUAAUUUUUACACCAAGUCGUGUUAUUGGUGGUAAACGGAUAACUCCUUACGAUGAUAGGUAUAUAUUAGAAUAUGCAACAAUGUGUGGAGGUAUCGUAGUUUCUUCAGACCAAUAUAGAGAUUUAUAUUUGGAAAAACCAGAGUGGCGUGAUACAAUUGAAAAGAGAUUAUUGAUCCCAACAUUUGUAGGAAAUUAUGUUAUGUUUCCUGAAGAUCCUUUAGGUAGGGGUGGUCCUACACUGGAAGAAUUUCUAAGACAUUGAAUGUAAAAUGUAGUAAAAAAUCAAUGUAAAUAGAAAUUUAGUUUAUACAGAUAA